GGACUGGGACAUAGAUAACUGGUCACCCACUGUUCAUGGUUCUUACGUGUUUCUUCUCCUAUGAACAUGUCGGAUUCACAAAAUGAGGUCGCCUAGACUAUGGAAACUUCUUCUCUUUGGUAUCGUGGCCGUCACAUUGCUUAAUACUUUUAUACUAUUCUCUUGUAAAUUAUCAGAUUCAGGCUGCAUUUUAACAAAUACACAACGCCAAGACAGUCCAAAUUUACUUCCUCAUGAAUCACAAGUAAAGAAUCCUGAGAAGUCAGUUAGAGAACCCAUCAAACCACAGGUAGACCAAUCAAAGCAUGAUGCUAGAAGACCCAGCCAUGCAGAUAACAAUGGUAAACUGGCCAACCACCCACAGGUAGCAGAUCAGGCACUAGAGAAAGGAAAGCUUCCAACUGUCCACAGACGUGAUAGUCAAGAAAACAAAGAUCAGGGUGUUGUUAAUUAUGAAGAAUGGCGAAAAGGGAAGCCGAACCCAGACAUGAUCAAGCGAGGAACCUCUGACGAUUCCAAAUCCAACCUUAACAAUGUACUUAUAAGUGGGUUUCCUCGGAGCAACCAAGCGUUUCUAGUUAUCGGCGUGCCAACCGUCAAGCGUGCGAAGGUGAGCUAUCUGGCUCAGACCAUCCGAGACCUGGUGAGCGGGCUAGACGAGGAUGAGCGCAACGAGGUGAUUAUCGUGGUGUUUAUCACCGAUUUUGAUACCGACGCCAUAAGGUCCGUCGCCGACGACCUGAACAAGAAAUUCCCAAGUGAGCUCGACUCUGGUCUUGUUCGUGUGAUUCAAGCGGAGAGAUCCUUCUAUCCAAGUCUCUCCAAGGUGCCCAAGUUGUGGGGCGACAGUCCUCAAAGGGUACACUGGCGCUCAAAGCAGUGCUUGGACUAUGCCUUCCUGUUCAAAUAUUGCCAAGAUCUGGGCCAGUAUUACAUGCAGAUUGAGGAUGACGUCACCACAUCCAAGGAUUACCUGAAGCGCAUUAAGGAGACUAUCGCGAUGAACAAGCGUCGCAAAUGGUCCAUUCUCGAGUUUGGCGCCAGAGGCUUUAUAGGCAUGAUGUAUCGGGCUGAGGAUCUUGGCAGAUUGUCGCGAUUCGUGAAGAUGUACCACUGGGUAUUCCCCGUGGACUUGCUCUACAGACAAUUCAAUGAUUUUCAUCUCUAUGGCAACCCUCAGUGGGCUCGCUACAAACCGCCAUUAGUGCGUCACGUGGGUGCGUUCUCGAGUCUUGACGGGCAGGUGCGGAAGUUGGAAGACAUCAAACCUGGAUUCCGUGCGUAUACAGAUAGCGAUAACCCGCCGGCGAGGCUCACCACGUCGAUGCUUAACACCGUACAUCGCACGCGUAUCACCUCGCCAUACGACACGCGAAGACACGGCAUCUUCUGGAGCCGUGACGUUGAGAAAAUGGACUAUGUGCUUAUCGAGUUUGAACAGCCUGCUCGCGUGCGUAAGGUUAUCAUAGACUCUGGCAGUCCAAACGCACCCGAGGACUAUUUUGGCGGGGCUACACUCGAGUACAGUGCUGGCGACGAAAUCGGGGAGUGUCGAGAAUUCAAGACGUGGAAAACAUUCGAAGAUCAGCCGCAGCUAAUAGUCGAGAGCGAGGAAGAUGGGGUUGUGUGCAAGUGUAUUAAGGUGGUUAUCACUGAUGUUCGCAAGGACAAACACAAGAAAGUGCGAUGGCUUGUGAUUCGUGAAAUAGCCGUGUGGACCAAGCAUAUUGCUAUCACAGGAAAACCCGCUAGAUAGCACGAUCUGGAUUAAGCUCAAGUGCGUUUAGGUGGUGCGCGGGGACAAACACAAGAAAGUGCGGUGGCGUUUGAUUCUGGAUUUAGCCAUGUGGAGCAGGCAUACUACUAACACAGGAACCCCGAAACGUUAAGGUGGUAUGCAGGGACAAACACAAGAAAGUGCGGUGGCUAUUGAUUCGUGAUGUAGCCGUGUGGAGCAGGCAUACCACGCAAAAAGUGUGGUGGCGUUGGGUUACCGUGGAAGUGCCGUUUGUUGAAGCAGUUUUAGCUAACAAACAUAAAUGAAGCAAAAACGGAAAAAAAUAUUUUUUAUUUAUUUUUUAAAAAGGAUCCUUGCUAGCCAAGGUUUCUUGAAAAUUUAUAAAACAAUUUUCUUAAAUUUCACAAAUAUGUCAAAAUCACAAAUGUUUUCCUCAAGAAUUUUAUUAAACACAAAACUCUAAGCUUGA
Nematostella vectensis (starlet sea anemone) is the source of this 2207-nucleotide messenger RNA. Its product is annotated as alpha-1,6-mannosyl-glycoprotein 4-beta-N-acetylglucosaminyltransferase. Gene Ontology annotation, biological process: protein N-linked glycosylation. Lineage: Eukaryota; Metazoa; Cnidaria; Anthozoa; Actiniaria; Edwardsiidae. The record is from RefSeq and is a predicted model, not a curated record. Bases 83 to 1756 code for a protein of 557 amino acids. The transcript has 4 exons. Gene Ontology annotation, molecular function: acetylglucosaminyltransferase activity.